AUGCUAGGAGAGUCUUCAGCGACCAAGAAGAAGCCAGUGCCUUUGACCUCUUCUUCAACACCUUCUGGUAAGAUAUCUAUCUCAAAAGAUUUGAACACCUCUGGCUCUAGGCAACUUGCCUCGUCACUUCCUCUACCACCUCCCACACUCUCAGCCAUAGUUAAAACCUCUUCCACUACACCUACCACACAUAUUCACGCUCCCACAGAAAAAUCUAAGUCUCAACAACCAACAAUCUCACUCCCUACCUCAUCUGAACCAACACCAUCCAUACCAAUUCCUUCUGAACCAAACCCAUUUAACCAAGCCUUUCCAUUAGAACCCACAACCUCUAACCCCAUCCCUCUCAGGACCAUCAUACCUUAUCCUCCAUUACCUCUCUUCAACCUCCAAACAACCUCCAUCCCACACUCUGAAGCCCUCAUGUUCAACGAACCCUUAUCACCAACCCACUCCACCACCCACAACUCCCCUCCUUACUAUGACCUCACCUACGACUCUGAACAUUCUGGUUCAGAUUAUCUUGACCCAACCUCCCCAAACCUUGAAGACUUUCAAGCCACACAUGAUUCGAAAAGAACUCCUUCUGUACCAGCAAACCAACCUAUCCCUGAACCUUCUGAACAUGAACUCACACUACCCACCUUUGAUGAGGUAUUAGCCAAAUUCUCGGAAAGUUCAGCUUCCAGAUUCAAGAAGCUCUCUGACGAAUCCAACACUAGUGAGAAUCCUUCUAAAGUAAGGACUAACUCAAACAUAUUCAUCAGAUGGAUGACUUCUGAGAUCUUUAAGAUGAAGGGUCUCUUUGAACAACUCAGAAAUGACUUCAUUAGAGGUGUUAAGGAAAGGCUAGAGGAUUGGUUGGCGAAGGAAGCGGUUGAGAAGGCUAAAAGGGAAGCAACUAAGAAAGCCGCCAAGGAGAUUGCUGAGAAAGUAGAUACAGAAGCUGCUGCCAAAGAGAAAGCCGAGCAAGAGGCUGCAAAAGUUGCUCAGAAGGCUGCAUUUGAUAAAGCUACCGAGUUUUCUCUGACUCAAGUAGAGUCAUCAAUAGCUGAUCUUUCCCCUCUGGUCAUAAGAACUCUGGAAGAGCUGCAUAAGGAACAACUGGUCAGAGCCAGACUCAACAAAUAA
Messenger RNA from Lathyrus oleraceus (garden pea), 1131 nucleotides. RefSeq lists its product as uncharacterized. The record is from RefSeq and is a predicted model, not a curated record. The transcript has a single exon. NCBI's taxonomy places the organism in Eukaryota, Viridiplantae, Streptophyta, Magnoliopsida, Fabales, Fabaceae. Bases 1 to 1131 code for a protein of 376 amino acids.